AUGCCUGAACUAGAAGUGCCAGGUGCAUGUCUCCACUACGAGAUCCACGGCAAAGGGCCCCUCUUUCUCUGCAUCAGCGGUGGCACAGGCAGUCUUGAGAUUUACUCGCAGCUGGCACAGCACCUUAAGCAGCACUUCACGGUUGCCACAUACGACCGUCGAGGCUUCUCGCGAAGUGUGCUCGUUGGUAGUCAGGACUAUGAGCACCGACUUGAGACAGACGCAGAUGAUGUGGCACUUCUGAUCAAACACCUUUCACCAGAUAAACCCGCAUUCGUUCUAGGUAACAGCUCUGGAGCCGUCGUGGCUCUCGAAGCCCUCAUUCGACAUUCCGAUGUCGUCGAUAAAGUACUGGUUCAAGAGCCACCACUGAUCAGCGUCCUACCUGACUUCCACGCCGUGCAGGGGAAGGUUCAACAAGUGCACCAGAUCUAUCGCAAGAAUGGUGUUGCACCGGCUAUGGAGCAAUUCGCCUCCAUGACCAAGUCCGGCGCCGAGACAGCUGCUCUACUGGCAGCAUUUGACCCAAAAGUCGGUGGACCGUAUACUUCUGGCAACGUAAUGUACUGGCUUGAACGCGAGUUUCUUCCUUAUCCGACCCACGACAUCGAUAUGGAAGUUCUGAAGAAGCACAAAGGCAAAUUGAUGCUGCUAAACUGUGAGGGUACGCAUCGCGAAGCUCUCCACUAUCGGGCGAAUGUUGUGCUGGCUGAAAGGCUUGACUUGGAGUUGGAUGUCAUGCCGGGGGGACAUGUUGGCUUUGCAUACAUGCCGGAACAGUGGGCACGGAGACUGGUCGAGAUUGUGAUAGGAAGCUGA
Molecule: messenger RNA, 819 nt
Organism: Recurvomyces mirabilis
Lineage: Eukaryota; Fungi; Ascomycota; Dothideomycetes; Mycosphaerellales; Teratosphaeriaceae
Exons: 1
Coding region: 1-819 (272 amino acids)
Source: RefSeq, a predicted model, not a curated record